Eriocheir sinensis (Chinese mitten crab) is the source of this 2126-nucleotide messenger RNA. RefSeq names its product dipeptidase 1-like. Lineage: Eukaryota; Metazoa; Arthropoda; Malacostraca; Decapoda; Varunidae. The record is from RefSeq and is a predicted model, not a curated record. Gene Ontology annotation, biological process: proteolysis. Bases 383 to 1687 code for a protein of 434 amino acids. The transcript is spliced from 11 exons. Gene Ontology annotation, molecular function: metallodipeptidase activity.
GCAGGUGGGGUUAGACGUGCGGCCACACACCUCCCCCGCGUGCUGUCAUGACCCGCACCACCUCGCAGCCUCCCUCUCCAUCCCUGAUCUGAUUUAGCCCUCGCCAAGGAGCCAUAAAAGUUUCAUGGGCGUAAUAAAGGAAUGCAGCGAGCCGACGACGUGGAUUAAAGUGAAAGAAGUGCAUGUUUGUGUUUUCCAGUGCCGCGAGGAAUUCAAAAGCUACAAGAACUCACGCGCGCUCACUUCGGGUGCCACUCAACCUCACUUUCCCGGCAGGAGUGAGUGUGUGAGGAUGUGCGCGCGCGGAUAAUUAGUCAAGCGGGAGGAUGAGGCAAACAAGGCGCCGACACUGAGAGCCUUGAUUUGAGGGGCGCCGCCAGCCAUGCACCUUAGCCGGUCUGCAGGGGUGGCAGUGGCGGCGAUGGCAGCGAUGGUCGUAUCCGCGUUGCCUCUCCGGGUCAGCGGCCAGCCUGUGCGGGGGGCGGCCAACGUGAGCGUGAGGGUGCGGGGGUCGGCCAGCAGCGACAGGAGUAGCAGCCCCCAGCCCGUGAGAGUGGCCGCCGCCGCCCCCCACCGCGAGAGGCUGGAGGCUGCACGAAGACUUCUCAACAGCUCUCCUCUAGUGGACGGACACAGCAAGGUGGCGUGGAGGCUUCACAACACAGUGCCGUCGACAGCCAAGCGCCUCAACGGGACAACGGACUUCGGGGCGCAGCUACGGAGCGGCAUGGUGGCGGCGCAGUUCUGGUCCGUGGCUGUCCCGUGCGAGGCCCAGUACCUCAACACGGUUCAGCUGGUGCUCGAACAAGUGGACCUUCUGAAGCGGGCCAUCACGACCUUCAGCCACCACCACGCCACUCUCGUCCACUCCGUCGCGGAGAUCCAAGAGGCGUUCCGGCGCGGGCGUGUGGGCGGCGUGCUGGGCGUGGCUGGCGGGCAUGGUCUCGGCAGCAGCAUGGGCGUGGUGCGGGCGCUCUAUGAUUUGGGCGUGCGCUGUCUCACCCUCACCCACGGCUGUCACACGCCCUGGGCUGAAUGCGUUGAGGGUGGACUACCUUCCCCAAAUACUCAAGGACUAACCCCGUAUGGCAAGGAGUUGGUGCUGGAGAUGAACCGCGUGGGCCUCCUACUGGACCUCUCCCACGCCUCUGCCUCCACCCUUCACGACGUCCUAGCCACCUCCCGAGCCCCCGUCAUCGUCUCCCACGCCGCCGCCCGCGCCCUCUGCCCCGCGCGGACCAACCUCCACGACCAAACCCUCUCCACUCUGGCCGAGAAGGGUGGCGUGGUUCUGGUAACAUUUGAUCCCGCCUCCCUCACUUGCGGCCGUCCUGCCUCCGUAAGAGAUGUGGUGGCCCACAUCAACCACGUGCGGACCAUGGCGGGAGUGGACCACGUGGGGCUCGGUGCCGGCUACAACGUAUUUAACAGUACGCCACGGGGCCUAGAGGACGCCAGCCGCUACCCUGAGGUGUUCGCCGAGCUGCUCAAGGACGCUUCGUGGUCGCUGCAAGACCUGAAGAAGCUGGCGGGACUCAACCUCCUGCGGGUGAUGCGGCAAGUGGAGGAGGUGAAGGAGGAGCUAGCCGUGGAGCCUCCGUCCGAAGAGAUCAUUCCCAUCCACGACAUCGACACGCGCUGGCCCUGCCGGUACAAGUUCAGCCGCCUCGACCUCCCGCACACCUGACCCUCGACCUUGACCCUGCCCUUUUGAUCCUUUUCCCUCCCCUGAUCCUCCCUUGACCCUCCCGUGAUCAUCCCUUUUCCCCUUGACCCUCCUUUGACCUUUUCUACACCCUGCCUUGACCCUCCUUUGACUCUUCCUUGACCUAUUGACCUUUCCUUUUGACCCUUUGACCCUCCUUUGACCUAUUUGACCUUCCUCUUUGACCCCUUAAUCCUCCCUUGACCUUCUGUGAACCCUUCCUUGACCCUUUGACCCUAUCUUGAUCAUUUGACCUUUCCCUGACCUUUUCUACAUUCUUUCUUGACCUUGGAAAUCACCUUACCUUACUUUACCUUGCCUCACCUUACUUUACCUUACCUUGCCUUACCUAACCUUACCUUGCCUUACCUUACCUCACCUUACCUUACUUUACCUUACCUAACCUUACCUUAACUUACUU